Messenger RNA from Stylonychia lemnae, 3066 nucleotides. The record is from the annotation of a GenBank genome assembly. NCBI's taxonomy places the organism in Eukaryota, Ciliophora, Spirotrichea, Sporadotrichida, Oxytrichidae.
AUGCAGGGAGGAAAUACAUACACUCUUAACACAUAGGAACAGGAUUAUAGCUACUUGCUUAAUAACAAAGCUUCUGAAUCAGAGAAGUAUUAUACUUUAAACGACAGUUUGUAUAUUUCAACAAUUGAUAACACUCUAACUAAUUUAAAUCUUGCCCCCGAUCAAAGUAUAUUUGAAAUUCAAAAGACUAUUAUGGAUACUGAGAAAAGAACAUCAGGUUUUAAAGAUUCAACAAGAAUGGAAUCAAAAUUUGAAUCUUCGAGGAUUGGACUCAUGGUAAAUAAUUAAUGUUUACAGCAUUAGCAAAAUAUGUAAAGAAAAACUGAGUACAGUAGCAAUUAUGUCCAUGAGUUUCGUAGAAAAGAAGUUGUCACUUUUAGCUAAAUGAAGAAGAAAAACUAGGAUCGAACCAAGUCAAUGCUAGAACAUAACAGUAAUCAAUUACUUGAAUAAACUGGGGAUUCCUAUCAAAGCAUCAAUAACCGCUCAUUUGACCUAAGAAACCGAUAAAAGUUGCCAAGUUAGUAUAAAACUGAAGGAGGAUCAAAGCAUCAAUAAUCAUCAAAAGUUACAGAAAGGCAAAUGCAAAACUAAAUAAUUGCUGAGAAGAUUUAAUCUUACAAAUCAAUGCUUAAAAAAAUCUAGCCAAGAACAAAUAGCUAUAGACAAAAUUAGUAAACUAGCAACCAAAAAAAUAUAAAGUUUCACGCAGAUGAAGAUAAAGUCGAUGAUCUACCUCUUUUUAAUGAUAAGGCUGGUAAAAGAGUUGUUAUGAACAAUCUUUAUAAGAUUAAGCUAAAAGUAGAUGAGAUUUAGAAGAGAGAUAGUGGGAAUUAAAAUGCAGAUGCUCAAAAAAAAUAUUAAAGUGCUGCUGCAGGAGGAAUUCAAUCCUUAAAUAAUAUGAAUGGACCUUCAUCUAAGCUUAAUUAUGAUAGGUUUCAAGAUUUGAUAAAGAAAUCAAUAGAAUACGGUGGAGUUAGGAAGAUAAGAAUGCUAAAGGAAACCGAAAAUGCAAAUAAAAUUCUAAAUGACCCUUAAAAUAUGGAGGAACUGAAAGUAAAUACAAAGGUUCUAGAGAAGUAUAAUCCUUUGAUAACUGAUGAACAGUUAAGAAUAAUUGAGGCGUCAAUACCAAAACACACCAUGAAGCAAUUACUUAAUCUAAAUAAUAUGCAGUUUUUAGUGUUUAAAAAAACAGAAUAAUGGAUCAAGAAGAGAAAAAGAUAGUAAAAUGAUAUGUCAUAAAAGGAAAAGCAUGUUGAAUUUGCUAAAGAGUUAUUUAAAGUAUGGGAUGAUGAUAAUUCAGGAGUUUUGGAAUUAGAUGAAAUAGCAGAGCCACUUGUAGCUCUAGGUUUAAGUACUGACUCAUUAUUUGUUGCGAAGCUAAUACAAUCUCUUGGUAAAUCAAGCAAUCCAAAAAAGAAGUCUGAUGAGGAAUUAUAAAGAGACUCAGAUAAGCUAACAUUUACAUUAAAGGACUUCGUUAAGAUAUUCAGAGCUGAUAAAGUUGGUGAAAGAAUAGCAAAGAUAAUCAAGAAUACCAGUAUAGAAAAUAAGUAUCAGAUUCAAUAAGCAUAAUGGUAGAAAGCAUAGUAAAAAAUGCUAAGAGAGAAGUUUAAGUUGGGUGAUUAAUAGAUUAAGGAGCUUACUCAGUCUCUAUAGAAUUCACCAAGGAUUGCAUUUGACUAGUAAUCUCCAGACAAAAGUAUUUUUCAAUUUUUCGAUUCAGACAGCUCACCUUUCAAUGAUUAAAACACUAUCCUUAUGACAAAGGAAUCUGAGGAGCCAGAUCUUUUAAAUGAUGAUCUCAGUGCCUAAAUUCGACCUCAUGACUUACUAAAGUUAAUAAGAAGGCAAUCUACUAAAAAAGAGACGAUCUAAUAUUUGCAAAAGAGUAAUACUCCUUCAAUCGCUGAACUUAUGGAAAUCGUUUACGGAUGGUGGAGAGAAAUAGAUUUACUUUAAAAAUUAGAAGUUCAUAUGGACAGAGUUGCAGACUUAUUAGUUAAAAAAGGAAUUUCCAAUGAUGUAGACUCAGCCAAAAAGAUUUUGCUAAAAUACCUCGAGGGAAGCUUAAAAGGAAACAUUAUAACAAGAGAUGACUUUAAUUAAGUAUUCUGUAGAUGCAUUUUUAAAGAUUCAUUGAUUGCAAUGACUGAAAAAAUAGUCUAAAUGGAUGAAAUUGUUGGAGAUAUGCCUCUAACAUUAAAACUAGGUUAGUAUUAAAGAAAUCUAAUGAUGCCUGGACUUUAAAAAGGAGAUGAUAGAAUGUAUAUAGGCAGAGAUAUAAUGAAUGCACUAUAUGCACUAAAGACAGAAAAAGAUCAUUCGUUAAAGACUCUAAGAUAUAAAGAAUUUGUUUAAGAUCCUCUGGGAUAGCUAAGAAGAUUUAGAGCAUAAGAGCUUUUAAAAGAGAUUAAAAUAGAUGAAUUUGAUAGAGGAAUCAGAAUUGUAGACGAUCAAACUUACAAAAAAAUGCCUUUUUUCUCUGAUAUUGAUAACUCAAUAUUUGACUAAAAAGUAUUGUAGGAGAAAAUAUUGCCCAAAGAAGGUAAAACUGGUCAAAAAGUAGACUUUCAACUAUAUCCUACGAUAUCUAUUCUAGAUACGAGUGAAUCGAAAACUUCAAUUAAGAAGGGACCUUCUUAGCCUCUUAGGAAAAAUCUCCCAAAGCUUUCCACAAUGAGCGCAAAGUUAAAUACACCAAAUACAGCAAACAGCUCUCCUAAAAACAGCAUUUCAAGAAAGAAAUCUAGAAUUGGAAGUAUGGAGUCUAAAGAAUAAUAUAAGCAGCUGUAGGACGAUGAAAGAUAAGAAUCAUACUUACUUUAUAGAUCUCAACUAAAUCUUGAGAAUAAGGUUGCUGCUGAAUCUAAGAACCCAGUAAUGGUAGCUAUGGUAGGUCGGCUAGUUGAAAUGAAUGAUCAUAAUAGAGUGGAAGCUGUUAGACUCCCAAAUAUUUAUUAAGAAAAAGACUUAAAGCAGAGAGAAGAGGACAAAUGCGACCUUUUAGAGCAGUUUCAAAAGCUAUUAGUAAAACAUAAUGAUUUCACCAAAAUUAAUUGA